CGGCAACCACAUCGUCUCCUCCGUUCAAGUUUUUUAUUUUAUGUGUGAUGUUUGAUGUUUUGAUUCCAACAGUAAAUCUAUGUUUUUAGUUGUUUGAAAAGGUUGAUGGGUUUCAUCAAUCUAUUUUGAAUGCUCAGUUGCAUUUUUCUUAUGAAUUUUCCCAUGUUCAAACUAGUUAACAAAUAUUUAAUUGCUUUUAUGCUUGGUGAUUCUUUUGUUUGGCCCUAAAUUUUAAUCGGCUGACCUAAUUGUCUCUUCAUUUUAUACAAUUCUGCAGCAAUUAAGUGUUCUUGAUGGUUUUUCACAUCCAUGCUCUUUUUUCCCCUCAUUUCAAAUGCACAAUCACUAUUAGUAAGGAAAAAUCCUUUUCUGUUACUGAGCGAUUGUGGGUGAUUCACAAACCCAGGUUCUGAACCAAUUCUCGAUUACAAAUCAACUCGACCUUGAAUUGGUUUGGGUUGAUAUUCACUUGGUUAAACAUCUACUGGAAAGAAACAUGCAACGUUUUCUCUCUCCAUGUGUGUGUAUGAGAGGGAGAGAGAGAUAGAGAGAGAUAAAGAAAAUUCAUAAUUUUUAUUUUUGCAGGAAUGUUCUGUUUUCUUUUUUCCUUAAUGCUGAAAUAUUGAACAAAUAAAUUGUUUUCUUAUUUUUAAAAGCUUACUGAAAGAGAAAAGAUUUUGCAUAAAUUACUCAAUUUGCAGCAGGUUUGGUUUUGUGGAUUGCCAAACAUUACAAUUUUGUCGCCUUUGUUUGGUAACACUCCAUAUAAUGGUAAUUCAUACACAGUCGUUAUUUUGGUAAUAGGAACUGUGAAAGUAAUGUUAAUUUAAAAUAUAUGGUAGCCAUCUGACUUUCUCAUAGUCUCUCUUUGCGAAUGGUUUCCCUUUUUCGACCUAUUAUUUAUGUACUUACUCUCUCUUUUAAUUUUGUUCAGUUGAAUUAAGUACUUCAAGGUGCAGUUUGACUAACCCCAAGUUAUAUUAAAAUCUGUCUUGAUACGUAAGUAGUGAUAAGUUUGGGUCUUUGAAUUAAUGGCAAACCGGCCCCAGUCGCUUUCGAUGAAUGUAUCAUUCGGAGGUCCAAGUGCUUCAGUGCCAAGCAUUGCUGGAGCUCAAGCAAACAAGGAUCGUAAAAUGGCAUCAGCAGAGCACUUGGUGCUUGACCUAAGUAAUCCUGAUCUUCGAGAAAAUGCGCUUCUUGAACUUUCUAAGAACAAGGAGUUAUUUCAAGAUUUGGCUCCUUUCGUGUGGAAUUCUUUUGGUACUAUUGCUGCACUCAUACAGGAGAUAGUUUCAAUUUACCCUGUUCUAUCACCACCAAAUCUGACUGCAGUACAAUCCAAUCGAGUUUGCAAUGCUCUUGCUCUUCUUCAGUGUGUAGCUUCCCACCCAGAUACAAGGAUGUUGUUCCUCAAUGCUCAUAUACCUUUAUAUCUGUAUCCUUUUCUCAAUACAACGAGCAGGUCAAGACCAUUUGAGUACCUAAGGCUUACUAGUUUAGGAGUCAUUGGUGCUCUAGUGAAGGUUGAUGAUACAGAAGUUAUUAGUUUCCUUCUGUCAACAGAAAUAAUUCCACUGUGCCUUCGCACUAUGGAAAUGGGCAGUGAAUUGUCAAAAACAGUUGCCACAUUUAUAGUUCAAAAGAUUUUGUUGGAUGAUAUGGGCUUGGACUAUAUUUGUACUACAGCAGAGCGGUUUUUUGCAGUAGGUCGGGUUUUAGGGAGCAUGGUUACAGCACUUGCUGAGCAACCCUCAUCACGCCUUUUGAAACAUAUCAUUCGAUGUUAUCUUCGCUUGUCAGAUAAUCCAAGGGCUUGUGAUGCUUUAAGAAAUUGCCUUCCAGAUACGUUAAGAGAGGCUACCUUUAAUAAUUUCCUUUGUGAAGAUCCAACUACAAGGAGGUGGCUGCAACAACUGCUGCAAAACGUUGGAGUGAACCGGCUUCCUGCACUACAGGGUGGGGGAGGAUUUGAUCACAUGAUGGUGAAUUAAAUUAAGGGGCCUUUUCGUAGCAAGGCUGCUGCCGCCAUGUGUUGUGUUGAUGAAGAUGGUGACAGCAGCAUCAUAUGCAUAAACACUUUAAUGAUCUUAAUUAGCUUAUUGUAGUUAGUUUUAUACCCAAACAUUACCUCCUGGGCUGAAAAUUGAGCUGUUUUGUAGUUAAAACACUAGCUCCUCCUUCUCCUACGCUAGUAUGCUACAUCUUCAUUUUUGGUGACUUGAAAUGAUCCUCCUAUCCUUUCCUAUUGGCCU
Molecule: messenger RNA, 2252 nt
Organism: Prunus dulcis (almond)
Lineage: Eukaryota; Viridiplantae; Streptophyta; Magnoliopsida; Rosales; Rosaceae
Product: CCR4-NOT transcription complex subunit 9
Exons: 9
Coding region: 1032-1991 (319 amino acids)
Biological process (GO): negative regulation of translation; mRNA catabolic process
Cellular component (GO): CCR4-NOT complex; CCR4-NOT core complex; P-body
Source: RefSeq, a predicted model, not a curated record